Messenger RNA from Humulus lupulus (European hop), 963 nucleotides. RefSeq lists its product as uncharacterized. The transcript is spliced from 2 exons. NCBI's taxonomy places the organism in Eukaryota, Viridiplantae, Streptophyta, Magnoliopsida, Rosales, Cannabaceae. Bases 113 to 829 code for a protein of 238 amino acids. The record is from RefSeq and is a predicted model, not a curated record. Gene Ontology annotation, molecular function: zinc ion binding; nucleic acid binding.
UUCUUCAUCAUCCUCUAGUUUCGCUGAAAUCCUUACCGAAAUUCCUGAGCUUAGGGGUGAUAAUUUCAAAAUCUGGAAGGAACGAGUUCUUCUUCAUUUAGGCUGCGCCGACAUGGACUACGCAAUAAGGAAGGACGAACCUGCUGCAAUCACUGUGACUAGCACUGCUGCUCAGAUCGCACUAUAUGAGAAAUGGGAGCGGUCCAAUCGCCUCAGCAUCAUGUUCAUCAUGUCCAAGAUCCCUCUGGGAAUGCGUGGAUCGGUGGAGCAACCUGAGAAAGUCAAAGACUUGAUCAAACUGAUCGAUGAGCAGUUCGACACUUCGGACAAACCACUUUACAACAACCUCAUCCACCAGUUCUCAUCCACAAAACUCACUGGUGUCAAAGGAGUUAGAGAACAUAUUUCAAAGAUGAGGGACAUUUCUGCUCAACUGAAGAAACUCGAUGUAGUCAUUCCCGAAACCUUCCUGGUCCACUACAUCCUUAACCAUCUUCCACCUCAAUAUGGGCCUUUCAAAAUUUCCUACAACACACAUAAGGACAAAUGGAGUAUCAAUGAACUGAUAACCAUGUGUGCUCAAGAAGAAGCAAGGCUCCUGCAGGAACAAGGUGAAAGUGCUCACAUGGCCACCCAAGGCAAGAAACGCAAACCAUCCAAGAAGGACAAGGGGAAAAAUAAAGUGCCUCCCCAAGGUGAUAUAAAGAAGGAUUCCAUCAAAUGUUUCUUCUGCAAAAAGAAGGGACAUGCGAAAAAGGAAUGCGCCAAGUUCAAGAAAUGGAUGGACGACAAUGGGUUUACAAAACCUAAGGAAGCCAGUGGGAAGUGAGCAAAGCAUCUUAUCUGGAAACAAGAUGGGCUCACAUGUGGAGGCUAUAGGAACGUGCCAUUUAGUUUUAAGUAGCGGUUUUGUUUUAAAGUUAGAAAAGACAUUUUAUGUACCAAGUUUCUCUAGAAACUUGA